Molecule: messenger RNA, 612 nt
Organism: Letharia lupina
Lineage: Eukaryota; Fungi; Ascomycota; Lecanoromycetes; Lecanorales; Parmeliaceae
Exons: 2
Coding region: 1-612 (203 amino acids)
Source: RefSeq, a predicted model, not a curated record
AUGCCGAGGCACAGAGUCGAUGUCAACCUGAAGGGAGUUUCACACUAUGUUGAUGACCAGUUCGUUGACGCUACUGGUUUUCCAUUCUGGGAAAACGUGUUACCUAAUGGUCUUCACCUCGAGAGAAGGGUUGGACGUCCGGCUAAUGAUGACCGCAAAUUUGUUAAAACGCCAGGAUUUGGAAAAAGUGUUGAGUGGACUAGCGGUCGGGAUGCUCGGGGUGCGCAUGGAGCUCAACGCCGGGCAGGACCACCGCCAGGACCACCGCCAAGACAUCCGCCAAGACAUCCGCCAAGAGAGCAGCAAGGAGAGCGGCGGGGAGAGCAACGAAGAGAGCAGCGAGGAGAGUGGCGGGGUGAGCAGCGAGGAGAAAACUCAGGAGAGGACUCAGGAGAGGGUCCAGCAGAGGACCCAGCAGAGGACCCAGCAGAGGACCCAGCAGAGGACCCAGCAGAGGGCCUAGCAGAGGGCCCCGGGGAAGACCCAGGAGAGGAAGAAAGACGGGAACAUAGACAAAGCCCAGGAUUGUUCGAUGUUCCUGAGGGCGAUAGCGACGAUGCACAUUCCAGGGUACAACAUAAUAACAUCAACACUAAGGGGAGAAUUCACUGA